Messenger RNA from Onthophagus taurus, 1526 nucleotides. RefSeq names its product alanine--glyoxylate aminotransferase. Lineage: Eukaryota; Metazoa; Arthropoda; Insecta; Coleoptera; Scarabaeidae. Gene Ontology annotation, cellular component: peroxisome. The record is from RefSeq and is a predicted model, not a curated record. Gene Ontology annotation, molecular function: L-alanine:glyoxylate transaminase activity; L-serine:pyruvate transaminase activity.
UACUUUGUUUAUAUAUAAUUUACAAUGAAUAACAGAACUAAUAUAAUAAUGGAAAACUACCUUACAAAAUAAAAAUCAUAUUAACAUUAGAAUUUUUGAUAACGAUGUUAUUCAUUUUUAAGAAAUAUUACGAUAACGCAAAGGUCACUCGCUAAUCACUUUCGAAAUGGAUACCAUCAAAAUAAGUUUGUUAUUCUUACUAGUUGCGGUUUAACUAGAGCAAGUUGUGGUCUAUUCGAUUUGAUAUAUAUAAACGCGCAAAGUUUGUAUCGCAAAUAGAAAUAGUUUUUUCUGUUAUUAAUUGAAACAAACACCAUGGAGAUUUCAGCACCAAUUUCGUUAAAGAGGCCUUUAUUUGUGCCACACAAACUCAUGAUGGGUCCGGGUCCAUCAAAUUGUUCCCCAAGAGUGUUACACGCACUAAGCCAACCGGUUUUGGGACAUCUCCACACGGAAACGACGCAGAUUAUGGACGACAUUAAAGCUGCUUUACAGUAUAUAUUUCAAACGAAAAACACAUUAACUUUAUGUAUUAGCGCAUCUGGACACGGAGGAAUAGAAGCGGUGAUGUGUAAUUUACUGGAACCCGGAGAAAAGGUUUUAAUUGCCGUUAACGGUAUAUGGGGAGAAAGAGCUUCGAACAUGGCCACAAGAUACGGAGGCAUCGUCAGGCAGAUAAAAACGGAACCAGGAAACGUGUUCACUUUGGAACAGAUCGAACAGGGAUUGAUGAAACACAAACCGGUUUUGUUCUUCAUUGUUCAAGGCGAAAGUUCAAGUGGCGCUUAUCAAAAUCUUGAAGGAAUUGGCGAACUUUGUCACAGGUACAAUUGUUUAUUUGCUGUGGAUACAGUUGCCUCUUUGGGUAGUGUACCCGUUUUUAUGGAUAAAUGGAACAUUGAUGCUAUUUACACCGGAUCCCAAAAAUGUUUGAGUGCCCCCCCUGGAAUAACACCGAUGUCUUUUAGUUCUAAAGCCCAAGACAAAAUUUUUACUCGCUUAACUCCUUGUCAUGUUUAUUAUUUAGACAUGAAAAUUUUAGGGGAUUACUGGUAUUGUUUUGGAAGACCAAGAGUAUAUCAUCACACAAUUUCCGCCACUCUGUUGUAUGGUUUAAGAGAAGCCCUAGCGAUUGCUUGUGAUGAAGGGAUGGAAAAAAUGAUUCAAAGACAUCAAGAAUGUUCUCAAAAAUUAUACGAUGGCUUAGAGAAAAUGGGGUUGGAGUUGUUUAUCAAAGAUAAACAGAAAAGAAUACCUACUGUAACAACUAUCAAAGUUCCUGAUGGAGUUAAUUGGAAAGAUGUUGUUAAUUACGCCAUGAAAACGCACUAUUUUGAAAUAAGUGGUGGUUUGGGACCAACAACCGACAAAGUUUUCAGAAUAGGUUUGAUGGGAUAUAAUGCAACGUUAAGUAACGUGGACUACACAUUGCAAAUUUUUGAGGAAUCUUUAAACUUUGCAAAAACUAAAAUGAUGAAUAAAUUGUAAUCAAAAUUUUUGAAGAAAUAAAUAAUUACAAACGCAAA